Sphenostylis stenocarpa is the source of this 1272-nucleotide messenger RNA. The record is from the annotation of a GenBank genome assembly. Lineage: Eukaryota; Viridiplantae; Streptophyta; Magnoliopsida; Fabales; Fabaceae.
AUGACAAAGUCCUUGGUGGGGUCCAUUCCCCUUUUUUCUCGCCCAUACAAUAACACCACUAAUUCGCUAAUCACACCCCUCCACUUCUCCCUCUCCGCCCGCCACGUCACCUUCUCCACCACACCCAUGCCCACUGCCGCCGCCGCCACCACCACCCAUCCUUCCUUCGAAGUCCUCGGCGGCGCACACCACCGUUUCCUCCCAUCCCUUCCCCACUUGUCUCGUCCCUACCGCCCUUACCCCCUCCUCGCCGCCAACCGCCACCUCGAAACCAUAUUCGCCGCCUUCUUCCGCUCCGUCCCUGACAUCAGGCUCCGCCGCGAGUGCCUCCGGACCCAUGACGGCGGCGCCGUUGCCCUCGACUGGGUCGCCGGCGACGACCGCCGUCUGCCCCCUGACUCUCCCAUCUUAAUCUUGCUGCCAGGUUUAACAGGAGGUAGUGGAGAUGCUUACGUGAGACACAUGUUGAUUAGAGCUCGAAGGAAUGGAUGGCGUGUUGUAGUGUUCAACAGCCGCGGUUGUGGAGAUAGCCCUGUUACUACUCCUCAGUUCUAUUCAGCUUCGUUUUUAGGAGAUAUGCGGGACGUUGUUUCCCAUGUUACUGCUAGAUACCCGAAUGCUAAUCUAUAUGCCGUUGGAUGGUCUCUUGGGGCCAACAUUCUCGUUCGUUACUUGGGUCAGGAGUCUCACAAUUGUCCUCUUUCUGGCGCUGUAUCAUUGUGUAAUCCUUUCAAUUUAGUUGUGGCUGAUGAGGACUUCCGAAAGGGCUUUAACGUUAUUUAUGACAAGGCCCUUUCAAAGGCUCUUUGCAAGAUUUUCAAGAAGCAUGCUUUACUCUUUGAAGAUAUGGGUGGUGAAUAUAAUAUUCCAAUGGCAGCCAACGCCAAGUCUGUUAGGGAAUUUGAUGAUGGACUAACCCGUGUUUCUUUUGGAUUCAAGUCUGUGGAUGAAUACUACUCUAAUUCUAGCAGUUCAGAUUCCAUAAAGCAUGUUAAAACCCCAUUGCUUUGCAUUCAGGCAGCCAAUGAUCCGAUUGCUCCGUAUAGGGGAAUUCCUCGUGAAGAUAUCGAGGAAAAUCCAAACUGCUUGUUAAUAGUGACACCCAAAGGUGGCCAUCUAGGGUGGGUUGCUGGUGAUGAAGCUCCACUUGGAGCCCCUUGGACUGAUCCUUUGGUAAUGGAGUUUAUUCAAUAUUUAGAGAGAGAUGCAGUUAAGGCUCCAGAAAAUAGUAAUCCAGGAAGUAAAGAGGCCUUGCACCAUCUUGAAGUGUGA